Molecule: messenger RNA, 641 nt
Organism: Ichthyophthirius multifiliis
Lineage: Eukaryota; Ciliophora; Oligohymenophorea; Hymenostomatida
Product: serine threonine protein kinase, putative
Exons: 2
Biological process (GO): protein phosphorylation; mitotic DNA damage checkpoint signaling
Cellular component (GO): cytoplasm; nucleus
Molecular function (GO): protein serine/threonine kinase activity; ATP binding
Source: RefSeq, a predicted model, not a curated record
AUGGAAAUGAUAGAAGAAAGUGAAGAAGAUGAUUUAGAUGAAAAAUAAGAUAAAUCUUAAAGAAAUAUACCUUGGGAUUUAAAAACAAUACGUUCAGAAGGAAAGUUAGGGAGUGGAGGACAGGGAACUGUUUUUAGAGCUUUUGAUCCAAAAAAAGAAAGAUAGAUAGCCUUAAAAUUUACAAAUCUACCUUUUUAUUGGUAAUAAUAAGAAGAAUAAUAUUUAAGAGAAAUUUAAAUACAAUCAUAUAUGACUAGUGUUGGCGUAAAAAAUAUACUAGAGGUAGAUAAAUAGGUUUAUAUAUAUCAAGAUAAAUAUGGGCAAUAGUAAAUUUAUUUAAUUAGUUUAAUGGAAUUAGGAGUUGGCUCAUUAGAUGAUUUAUUCAAAAUUUGUUUAAAUGAGAAAAAAAUACUUGCAGAAGAUGAUAUUUUUCAUAUUUUUUUCCAAAUUCUAGAAAGUUUAGACGGACUACAUAAAUAACAUUACGCACAUAAAGAUAUAAAACCUUAAAAUAUAAUAUAUUCGAUAAAAGAUAAAAGAUGGAAAUUAGCUGAUUUCGGUUGUGUGGAAAAAUUCGAUCCCGAAAAUUAAUUUUAAAUGCAUUCAGUUACAGGAACUCCUUCAUAUAUGAGUCCGGAAUU